Penicillium chermesinum is the source of this 663-nucleotide messenger RNA. Its product is annotated as putative secretory component protein shr3. The transcript has 2 exons. NCBI's taxonomy places the organism in Eukaryota, Fungi, Ascomycota, Eurotiomycetes, Eurotiales, Aspergillaceae. The record is from RefSeq and is a predicted model, not a curated record. Bases 1 to 663 code for a protein of 220 amino acids. Gene Ontology annotation, biological process: endoplasmic reticulum to Golgi vesicle-mediated transport. Gene Ontology annotation, cellular component: endoplasmic reticulum membrane.
AUGGCUUUCAAGAGCGGGUCGUUCGCGACCUUCCUCAUCUUAUGCCCAACCUGCUUCUUCCUGGGCAUCAUCUUCUCGCUCUUCCCCUACGACUACCCAAUCCUCUGGUCCACCGUCCCGACCCCAUCUUCUCACUAUGACUACCUUGAAGCUCACCUCCGCUUCCUCCACGCCUCGCCCCCGCUCAUCCCGCGCAUCCUCCACAUCGUUAUCUUCCUCGGCCUCGCCGGCCUGCUCUCCAAGCUCUACCGCCCCUCAGAAUCAAACAUGCUCUUCGACGGUGCCUCCCUUGUCCUCUACAUGUGCGGCGUAACUAUCUAUGUCGCCAACAUCGUCAAGGGCCUCCGUCUCGCGUCCGCGGGCCAGUACGGUGCUGCUCUCGCCCAGACCCCCGACGAGAAGGACGAGAUCCUCGGCCGCGAGGAUUCGCUCAAGGUGCUCUCCGCGAGCAACACCAUCCUCGCCCUCGUGCUGGUCGGCAUUCUGGUCCUGCAGGCUGGGCAGUGGUACGCGGAGCGCAAGGACCAGCAGGAAGCCGAGUCCAUGGCCACGGGCAAGAACGUCAAGGCGGAGCCUGGGAGUGAGCCUGCGACUGCGACGGCCACGGCCACGGCCUCGGGCUCGUCGAAGGGGAAGGCUAGCCAGCGGAAGAAGGCGAAUUAG